AUGCAAAUAUCUAGAAAAACGUCAACAAACAGAUCAGAGGUACCAAUGGCUAAUAAUGGGAGUGAUCUAGUCUAUCGUUCAGCUUCUUCCGAGAAGAUUUCAAAUGGUGAUAGUGAUAUAUGUUCAUCGAUAAAGAGGACAGAGGUCAUCGGUAGAGGUAAGUUCGGGGUAGUAUACAAAGGUUAUCAUUUAAAAACGAAACAUGUAUAUGCAAUCAAAGUAUUGAAUUUAGAUUCCGAUUCAGAUGAAGUUGAGGAUGUACAGAGAGAAAUCCAAUUCUUAGCAUCGCUAAAACAAGUUCCAAAUAUUACAAGGUAUUAUGGAUCAUAUUUACAGGAUACGAAUUUAUGGAUAAUUAUGGAAUAUUGUGCUGGUGGUUCAUUAAGAACUCUAUUAAGACCUGGAAUGAUAGAUGAAAAAUAUAUUGGUGUUAUAAUGAGGGAGUUAUUGACAGCAUUACAAUGUAUCCAUAAAGAUAAUGUGAUCCACAGAGAUAUCAAAGCCGCCAACGUCUUGAUUACAAAUGAGGGUAAAGUCAAAUUAUGUGAUUUUGGUGUUGCUGCUCAACUAAAUCAAACAAGCUUGAGAAGACAAACAAUGGCAGGUACUCCAUACUGGAUGGCUCCUGAAGUUAUUAUGGAAGGUGUAUACUACGAUACUAAGGUAGAUAUUUGGUCUCUAGGUAUUACCGCUUAUGAGAUCGCCACAGGAAAUCCUCCAUACUGUGAAAUUGAAGCACUAAGAGCUAUGCAGUUAAUCACAAAAUCAAAACCAGCAAGAUUGGAGGGAAGGCAAUAUAGCAGUGGCUUGAAAGAAUUUAUUGCAUUAUGUUUAGAUGAAGACCCAAAGGAAAGACUUUCAGCAGAAGAGUUACAGAAAUCGAAGUUUAUCAAAGCACACAAGUCAUCUCCAACAGCUAUAUUAAAAGAAUUGAUUUCUCGAUACCUAUUAUUUAGGGAUAAAACUAAAUCCAGCAGAGAAAGUUUAUUGUUAAAUGAUGAUCAAAUUGCCAAAGCAGGUAAUAUUGACAAAGGUAAAGCAGUGGGCAGUACAUCCGAGGAAGAUGACAAGUCUACUAGUUACGAUGGAGUAGAUUUAAAAUGGGAUUUUGAUUCACUAAGUUCUAGCGAAUACAUUAUAGAAAAUGAUAUAAAUAUUGAUUCCAUUCCAGAAGAAGGAACUGCCGACUGGUCAAGACCUGAUAAUGAUCAAUUCAAUUUUGCAUAUCCUGAUGAAGAACAAUAUUAUUACUAUCAGACAAGUAAUAAUACAAAUACGCAUAAUAUAAGAAGAAAUUUUCAAGACAGUACAAUGGGUAAUUACAAUCAAGGAAUAACUAUGUAUAAUUCUACUUUAAACGCACCAAUGUCCCAAGCAAAUGGUACUAAUAAUUUUACAAGUAAGGUAAUGAAAACCAAUCAUAUAAAUACUAGCAUAACUGGAACAAAUAUCACUAAUACUACAAGUAAUAGAAACAUGGAAUCAAGGGCCGCCAAUCAAUUACGACAACUUUUUGAGGAAAAUGAUGUUAUCAAUGAAGAAGUCGCCCUUGAAACCGAUAUUCACAAUAUUCCUAAGUCUCAUUCGGUUCUUCCAUCUGUGUCUAACGAUAUUCAGCAAUCAUCCUUAUUGAGUGCCACUCCUACAACUUUACUAAGACCGUCGUUGAACAUUUUACCAACAGCCUAUCAUAGCCAAAGUGCAUCGAACCUCCCCGUGAUACAGAAUAAAAACUUACAAGGUGUGGCAAGUGUUGUAACCACAGCAGCCACUCCUAUAGAAAUUGAAAUUCCGGAAGAACUUCCAGUUAGUGCUUUACCGACUCCUUCCACUAGUGAACAAAUCAAUGAAACUAAAGCUAGGUCUACUACAAUUUCAACACCAAAUCCAUCACAUUCAGCCCACCCUGUUAUGACUAGGAGGCUAACUGUAAGUGGAACAGGAACCCCAAUGAAUUCUAUAACAGCUUCAAGACAAGAUUCAUCUAACAAAAUGUUUAUUGAUGAAGGGAUCAAUGGAGGAGGGUCUAUGGUGAAUAAUUCAAAUACAAGUAGCGCUAAUGCAUUAAUAGGGAAAACACAUCGCAGAACUCCAACUCCACCUAGAAGCCUGCUUAAAGUAAAUACUUCAAUUUCUCCAUCAAAGAAAUUGACAAACUCACCUAAAGCUCCAAUAUCUAGCAAUGGAUUGCCAAGUAUGAAGCCUGUUCUAAGUAAUAAUGACCAUAAAGAUUUGAUGCUGCAACCACUGAAUAGCAGUAGUAGCAAUACCGGAGUAGCAAGUAACUUAUUUACAAAUUCAACUAAUGAUAAAGAAAUGAGUAGAGCUACAAGGGAAUUUCGUAGGAAUAACCCUAAUCUAAAAUUGCAAAUGCCAUCACCAACAACUAUGAUACCAACGAAAUUACUAGACUCGGCUACCUCUGAUGCUGUUAACAAUGCUGGCGGCAAUGGAACUCCUAAUAAUGAGAACAUCAAUCAAUUCGGCUUCAAUACCAGUGCUGCUUUGAAUAUUCAAGUAAGUAUGACACCUAUCAGUGAGAAACAUAUAGAUCUUGGCGGUAAGUUAAAAAGAAGCCAAAGUGUAAAACAAAGCAGAUCAGGAAGCAUAUUAGAAACCCAUGGCCAGUUAAAUCCAUCAGCAUCAAGUAAUUUACCAACACCAUCCAGUGGUUUGACGUCUUCUUCCUCAAUUGCAUCUGUUACCAGUAUCAAUACUAAUGCAUCUGCGAAUGUAGGCUAUAAUUCAAAUGCAACAAUACCUAAUAACAUAGCUAAUGGCAGUAUUACUAAUAAUGUUGGAAAUGGUCCAAAUACAAGUUCAAAUAGUGGAACAAUUAACGGUAAUAUUGUUUCAGUAGGAACAAAUACGGCUAGUAAUAAUGGUAAUGGUAAUUCAGGAAAUAAUAGUUUGAAGUCAACAUCAAAUUCUACUGUAACUUCAGUUGAGAAUUCUACAAAUUCUACUCUUAGUGUUUCCACCAGUACCUCAAGUAACAUAAUGCAACCCCCUCCAAAAUUGUUGAUGAUGGAUUUAUUUUCAGAUUUUGAUUUGAAUAGUAGUCACGAUUAUGAUCACUCAUCAAGAUGGAUUGAUCGUAAACCGCAAGUGCUUGAAGAAUUAGAAUCAUUAUUGAAACUAUACGAAGAAGGACUGCCGGUCCUAGAAAAUGUCCUCAAGAAACAAUUACAAAAAGAAGCUCCAUUACCUACACCAUCAGCCUUACAAUCACAAGCUCCUAUUUCCUCAAACAUGACACAAGUAUCUCCUCAAGCACCAACAAUUCCGCAAACAUCUUCUCAGACUGUUGUUCAACAGACGCUAAGUGUUGGCACUCCAAUCAUUACUUCAUCGGUGAAUAGUAGCAUAAUUGAAGAAAUGUAA
Messenger RNA from Vanderwaltozyma polyspora DSM 70294, 3384 nucleotides. It is a transcript of the gene KIC1, whose product is annotated as putative serine/threonine protein kinase KIC1. Gene Ontology annotation, biological process: protein phosphorylation. The record is from RefSeq and is a predicted model, not a curated record. Gene Ontology annotation, molecular function: protein kinase activity; ATP binding. Lineage: Eukaryota; Fungi; Ascomycota; Saccharomycetes; Saccharomycetales; Saccharomycetaceae. The coding region runs from base 1 to 3384 and encodes 1127 amino acids. The transcript has a single exon.